GUCCACGUAGUCACGCAGAUGGUGCAUUGCUGUCCGAGUCCAACGACCCGCUCAGCAGUUGAGGGUCGCAGGACCUUUUUUCUUUAUCAUCAAGCGAGGAGGCGGUCCUGGAGGGCGUCAAUCCCGAAGAAGCAGCACUAGUUGCUGCUGACCCGAACAACUAGACUCGUUCUCUUUCAAACCCUUUAGUAACAUCAUCAUGAUCAAGAAACGCGAACCACGAAGAAAAUGCCACUGAAAAAGAU
Molecule: messenger RNA, 245 nt
Organism: Amoebophrya sp. A120
Lineage: Eukaryota; Dinophyceae; Syndiniales; Amoebophryaceae
Source: the annotation of a GenBank genome assembly